This is a messenger RNA of Rhincodon typus (whale shark), 906 nucleotides long. RefSeq names its product probable G-protein coupled receptor 139. Gene Ontology annotation, molecular function: G protein-coupled receptor activity. Gene Ontology annotation, biological process: G protein-coupled receptor signaling pathway. Bases 1 to 906 code for a protein of 301 amino acids. Gene Ontology annotation, cellular component: membrane. The transcript has a single exon. NCBI's taxonomy places the organism in Eukaryota, Metazoa, Chordata, Chondrichthyes, Orectolobiformes, Rhincodontidae. The record is from RefSeq and is a predicted model, not a curated record.
AUGCUCACAGCUAAUGUGGUAACUAUUGUGAUUCUUGCCCGGGGUAAGUGCGGUCUUUCUAGGUGUAUCAAACUUUACCUCCUGAACAUGGCAGCUGCUGAUCUACUGGUCCUUACGUUUGAUGUCAUCCUAUACCAACUCAAUGAAUUGUACUUCCCGGAGUCAUUUCUGAACUAUACAGUAGCCCAUAGUCUGACAUUUUUCCUACAUUUUGCUUCUAUUGAAUGUUCUGUAUGGCUAACUGUUGCUUUUACAUUUGAUCGUUUUGCUGCCAUUUGUUUCCAAACAAUACGAAGAAAAUAUUGUAGACAAAACACUGCGAUAAUAUUUGUUACAAUGAUAUGGGGACUAAGUAUUCUGCAGAAUUUGCCAAUUUACUUUACUUUUGAACCUUGCUUCGUAAUUGACAAUAUAUCAUGGCACUGCAUCCUGAAAUCUAGCUUCUACAGUGUCCCACUGUGGGUAGCAUUCUUAUGGCUUGACACAGUUUUAUUGUCAUUCACUCCAUUUCUCUUCAUUUUGAUACUUAAUUUUCUGACAAUUAGACACAUUCUAUUCUCAAACAAGAUUAGGAUGGCUAUGCAGAGCAGCAACAGUGACCCAGAAAUGGAACAUAGAAGGAAAUCUAUCAUGUUAUUGCUGUUAAUAUCUUUCAGUUUUAUACUGUUGUGGAUGGUUACUUUCAUUCACUAUAUAUGCGUGCAGAUUACAGAAGUUCAGUAUUUGCACACAGACAAUAAUGAUCCUUUCACAAUCAUGGAGCGAACUGGAUAUAUGUUGCAAGAUUUGAGUUCCUGUAUCAAUACCUUCAUUUAUGCUAUCUCUCAGAUGAAAUUCAGAGAGAGGUUAAAGUGCAUUUUCAGACAUUUCUUCGUUCCUUUUAGGAAAGUGUUCAAAUAUAUUUAG